This is a messenger RNA of Pleuronectes platessa (European plaice), 5880 nucleotides long. RefSeq names its product SMAD family member 2 (gene smad2). The record is from RefSeq and is a predicted model, not a curated record. Lineage: Eukaryota; Metazoa; Chordata; Actinopteri; Pleuronectiformes; Pleuronectidae. The transcript is spliced from 11 exons. Gene Ontology annotation, molecular function: DNA-binding transcription factor activity, RNA polymerase II-specific; I-SMAD binding; RNA polymerase II cis-regulatory region sequence-specific DNA binding. Gene Ontology annotation, biological process: anatomical structure morphogenesis; regulation of transcription by RNA polymerase II; BMP signaling pathway. Gene Ontology annotation, cellular component: heteromeric SMAD protein complex. Bases 413 to 1837 code for a protein of 474 amino acids.
UUGAGCUCUGAAUGAGGGGCCAUCGUCUCCCCGGCGCCUCGGAUGUGGCAAAUACACUUUAAAGUCUCCGUGGACACGUUCAGUGAUGAACCUGCGGGUUUCCCCCAUGCACACCGGAGCCUCUGCACCGCGGGUCGCCCUCUCCUGACCGGGUUUCUUUGGACCUGCCACCCCCUGCUCCCAAUGAUCUUCGAUUUUCCAUCUGACAUUUCCAAAGACUCCCCUCACAUCUGAUUAGACUUUAUUCACAAUUCUGUACAUAUAGCCUUCUUUCUCCAGCUUGAAUUCAGUCAACCACCCAGCACCUGUUUCACCCUAUUUCCCCUGACCCCCUUUCUCCUCCUUUCUGAUUAAGUUACACAUCAAAACGCACUUUGUUCCACACAUAACGCACACACAUAAAUCAGCCACCAUGUCCUCCAUCCUUCCCUUCACUCCCCCGGUAGUGAAACGUCUCCUGGGAUGGAAGAAGACUCCAGCAAGUACCGGGGGAGCAGGAGGAGGAAUUGGUGGAGUCGGGGAGCAGAAUGGAGGAGGUCAGGAGGAGAAAUGGUGCGAGAAAGCCGUGAAGAGCCUGGUGAAGAAGCUGAAGAAGACAGGGCAGCUGGAUGAGCUGGAAAAGGCCAUCAGCACACAGAACAGCAACACAAAGUGUGUCACUAUACCCAGCAAUUGCUCAGAUCUAUGGGGUCUAGGCUCAGGCCACACGAUAGCGCAGUGGGACUCUGCAGGCAUGUAUGGAUACCCUGACCACAGCAGGUCUCUGGACGGGCGUCUUCAGGUGUCCCAUCGCAAAGGCCUGCCGCACGUCAUCUACUGCCGCCUCUGGAGAUGGCCCGACCUUCACAGCCACCAUGAGCUGAGGGCCAUCGAUACCUGCCAGUACGCCUUCAACCUCAAGAAGGAUGAAGUGUGCGUCAAUCCCUACCAUUACCAGAGAGUGGAGACGCCAGUGCUGCCUCCAGUGCUGGUUCCACGACAUACAGAGAUUCUGACAGAGCUUCCACCUCUUGAUGAUUUUACAAACUCCAUUCCUGAGAACACCAACUUCCCUGCGGGCAUAGACCCACCGAAUAACUAUAUACCAGAAACUCCUCCCCCCGGCUAUAUCAGUGAAGAUGGAGAGACCAGCGACCAGCAGAUGAAUCAGAGUAUGGAAUCAGGCUCACCAGCAGAAAUGUCACCAAGCAGCCUGUCACCCGUCAGUCAUGGCCUGGACCUUCAGCCAGUCACCUACAGUGAACCAGCGUUCUGGUGCUCCAUAGCCUACUAUGAACUAAACCAGCGGGUGGGGGAGACGUUCCACGCCUCACAGCCUUCUCUGACAGUCGACGGCUUCACCGACCCCUCCAACUCUGAACGCUUCUGUCUAGGGCUCCUCAGCAACGUGAACAGGAACGCAACUGUCGAAAUGACAAGGAGACAUAUAGGUCGCGGUGUGAGGUUGUAUUACAUCGGAGGGGAGGUGUUUGCCGAGUGCCUCAGCGACAGUGCCAUUUUUGUCCAGAGUCCCAAUUGUAACCAGCGGUACGGCUGGCAUCCUGCCACAGUCUGCAAGAUACCACCAGGCUGUAACCUGAAGAUUUUUAACAACCAAGAGUUUGCUGCACUGCUGGCCCAGUCAGUCAAUCAGGGAUUCGAGGCGGUCUACCAGCUAACCAGGAUGUGCACGAUCAGAAUGAGCUUCGUCAAGGGCUGGGGAGCCGAGUACAGGCGUCAGACAGUAACCAGCACCCCCUGUUGGAUCGAGCUGCAUCUCAACGGCCCCCUCCAGUGGUUGGAUAAGGUGCUGACCCAGAUGGGCUCCCCCUCAGUGCGCUGCUCCAGCAUGUCAUAAACAGGCUCCCGCUGCGGUGGACGCAAACUCAGACUGACAUUUCAUGAUGUUUGAACAGUACGUUCUGAAGAAGACAACCACGCCGUCUUAAACUGAUGAACUGACAGCAUUUUAAAAGCAUCAACAACAACAACAACAACACAAACGGAAAAAAACGAUUACACAUUGGACCUGGAGGAGAGAAUGACACGACUAAUGGACAGGAGGGGAAUGUUAACAGUGAUGUCACACUGGACCUGGUUACCUUUUGGCUCUGUUGGAUCAGCAACAGGCUGACAUUCCAGUAAUCACGGACCUAUGCAUGAGAAUUGAAAUCAUGCUGCAAUAUCAAAAAUGCUAAAUGAAGAGCGAGGUCGUAACGGACCAGACUGCAUUUGUGUUUUUGGUAUUUGAACGAGGCUGCAGCCCAGAGAACACACAGCAGGACCGGGCUUCCGUGUCCUCAUCAUCGACCCGACCGUGGUUGUUCCUGGGAUUGAACGUGUAAACAGGACAAGUCUGUCCAACCACAAGUCCACCUGGCCUCUUCCCUACCAACCACAGCACAAACUUUGACUCAUCAUCGAUACGUUUCCGUUUACACGAGGGUUGACUGACAGUACUGCCACUCUUCUGCGUUAGAAAUCGACCUCAGGCCUGGACAUGAAUUUCUCAGCAUCUCUUGGUUUUGAUGACCAAACUUCCAGCUCAUUUUUAAAGUCUAACCCCUUUCUCCCCCCCGACCACAGGGUCCUCAACCCUUAGAGCGGUGCCCACUGGAAGAACGAAAUGUAAUUAAUAUGACAUGCCCUGUCUUUACAUGUUCACAUGCACACAAACACAUACUGUGACAGAAACACACUUUUAAAGUUCAUACAUCACUUGAGUAGAUAUUUGAACACGUUGUUUUACUUACAGAAUUCCUCUGUGCAGAACGUGGGUCGGUCCGAUUUGAGGAGUGUGCAGUGGAGCAGAUGUUUCUUCUAUGAGGAGUUUUUUAUUUUAUUUCAAAGUUUGGUCACUAGCGAACCAGCACAGAUAACUGGAAUGAGUAAGCUGAGGAAUCCUCAGAGUAAGAAACAUGCGACGUGUCACCUCUGUGGAACUUCAAACCGCUUAAAUCUUUGAACGUUUAGUCAUUAGAAAAAAAAAAAAAAGACAAAUCCAGAAGGAUUUACUCACAGUUCUUCUAGUUCGUCAGGCCCAACAAGAUGCACUAUCUCUCUUUCCCUCCCGCAUGCUCUGGCUGUCUCUCGCUUCCAUUCUCGCCAUUUUUACUAUUCUAUCAUCAUGUAUAUGAAGGGGAGUCAGAUGUCCGCUGCGUGCAGGACCAGGACUCGAUGUAAACCCAAGAGUCUAAGCUUCAGUGUCGCCCCCUGCUGUCGAACAGACUAAAAAGAGAAACGCUCAUCUCAUGACGUUUCACAAAUGUAUAAAACGUGCAAGUCUCUUGAUUAUUUGCUUGGACUGAUGCACGGUUGUCUUUCAUUAUCGACAUUUUAUUAAUAGAGUCCCGCAGUGUGGGACUUUAAAAGAAAAACGCCCCUAUACUGUACUUGCACUGCCCCCAAUCAUGCACCCGUAAUACAGAUGCCUUUUAUGUAAAGUUCAGCAAGAUAUGCUUUGAAAUGUACAGAUAGGAAUGUUGCAAAUCCCACCUGAAAUUAAGAAAAUCAGAAGAAUUUUUUUCAUAAAUUUAGGAUAUUCGCUAUAAAUAUUGAGUCCAUAUAUUGUCUGAAUUGGCUAAUUGUCUGGAGCAUCUAUUUGGUUUUAAUAAGAUCCCCUUGGCCUGAUCUAAAAGCCAGCUAAUACCUAUGUCGGUAUUUUUAGAGCCCAAAUCUUUUCAACUCAAAGUAUUUAAGCUUUAAGUAUUUGACAAGCUAGUUAAACGACAGUUAUUAUUUUUCUUUACACAUUCGUUUAGCUACAUUUUUGUAUUUUCAUGUAUUUUUUUAUAUAUAAAUAUAUUUAAAAUCUUCAAAGCUUUCUUCCUUUUUAUUAGAAUUCACAUAUUUUUUAGAAUAUGCCCUCCGGUUUGAAAUGAUCACAGCUCGACGGUGAAGAAGUGAAUGUGAAGUAUGUAGCAUAGGAUCUAAUGUGUAUCGCUGAGAAUAGUUCUUUGGAAUCUUUUGGCGGUUGAAGCUGUUGAAAAAAGACAUUUCUUGCCUUACUGUUACUAAUUCUUCAACUCGAGGGUCGCGACCCCAAAUUGUAAUAGUGCUGUCCCAAAGACUGAAUUCAUGUAUUUAUGGUAUGUCCUGUACACUGCAGAUCCACUGUGUCAAAAAUACGAACUGCUGUUGAAAGCCUAGCUCCAGUUUUUAAGUAUUUUAUCUGCGUCAAGGUGAUGUUCAAACUUUCCGAUGUAAUUUGCCACUUUAGUUAGUUGCUCAAACACACAUUUCCAAUAUAUACAAUAGUCAUUUGAAAAGUUAGCUGUUUUUAUAUAGCGAAAAAUUCAGACUUUUUGAAAGUAUUAGGGUUUAAUCCAUCACUUCACAUCACAUUAUUAAUUUCCAGUAUCGCUGCAGUUAGUAUUAAUUAAAAAAAUCUCUGACUUUGAGGUGAAUUUGAUUAACUCCACUUUACUUAAGGACAUUCCAGUACGCGGCGUCAAAGCUGCAGCCAAUCCCAGCACUGCAGCGGUUCAAUUCUCAGUAUGGUUGUACACUGUUAACUGACAGGGAUUGUGUUUUUAUGCACACAGGUAUUGAUGGUGUUAUUUCCCUUGGGGGGGGUAAUUAAGUAGGACAUGUAAAUGGGACUAUACAUGCACCGCCAUCUUGGAUCAAACUGUCACAUUCCAGAUAUCUGCUCUGACUUUCUACAUACUGGAAAAAAUACAAACCUCACGCAGGUCUUAAUUUCUUACACAACGAUGCGGGUGCAUGUGAACACAUUCACAGUUUCUAUCUUAAUUUUCUCACUCCCGAUACAUACGGCAGAAAAUGUACAGUUAGAAAAUAAAUGUUGUGAAACGCCAGAUGAAGGUUUAGUUUAGAGACGAGAAGUCCAGAAAUCCUGAUGUCUAGUCGUCCAUGUCGUCCGUCCUGCAGAAACUUUAGAAAACAGACAAUUUGUAUCAUUGGAUACACACUUGAGAAAUGGCAUCCUCUGACCAAAGUGACAGAUUGACACUUAAAAAAAAAAAUCUCCCAAGCAAGUGACGAUCCUCCAAGACGAGUUCUUAAUGGUUUGACCCAAGUUUUGAAUAAGUACAAAUCAUUCCAUGCUCAUUUGUAACCAAACAAAAAAAUCAGCCAAAUUCCGUGAUGUUGGUCUCUGUGUGUUUAUCUUUCUUUUCUCUCGUCUGUCCUGUCUUUUCUCUGCUCUUGUUUCUUUGUCAUUUAUUAGGCGACAAAGUUGAAUCAACUCCACCAAGGUCAGGACACCACAUGCUAAAAUGAAACUAGUGUUGUGUCUUUGCAAACCCACGGUUGUUCUAUGCAGUGGCAUCGAAUUGUCUAGACGCAUUUCCCCCAUUUAGAAGUAUACUUGGUGUAUUUCCUGAUGACUCGACAAACUGUUGUAAACAUUUAGCCAGGGUCCAGCAAAAGCCUUUUUCUUUUUUUAAUCUACUUUUCUUUCUUUAAACGAGUGCCACCUAGAAUUGUUUCCCCCAGAAACAUCCACCUUUUCACACCAAUAACAAAUUAGGUUUCUUAUAGACGACAUCUACACAUUUCGAAGGGUCCAAACUCCCAUUUACAGAUCAUGUUUUAUUUUAUUUCUUCUUAUUGUGAUGACAAUUGUGUAUCUCCAAUAAAGCCGCUUUCUGAUGAAUUUUUCUGAUAAAAAAAAAAAAAAGAAGGUGGUUACUUUGGAGAAAAGUGAAGUUUCUACAAGUCACUAGUGUUUAUUGUAUAGUUUUUACUUUUAUUUGACCAUACAUGCUUUAUUUUAUUUUUCUUGCUAUCGACAGAUUAUUAUUCCAUUAGAAAACACGCUGUUAGGAUUUCUGUCUUCUUCAAACACUGAUGAUUGAAUCUUCAUAGACUUUCCAACUAUUCUACAUAUACAUUCAACUUAUUACAGUGUACACUAAUAAAGCUGUUUUAAAUCAA